Molecule: messenger RNA, 1000 nt
Organism: Populus euphratica (Euphrates poplar)
Lineage: Eukaryota; Viridiplantae; Streptophyta; Magnoliopsida; Malpighiales; Salicaceae
Product: flavonol synthase/flavanone 3-hydroxylase-like
Exons: 3
Coding region: 27-863 (278 amino acids)
Source: RefSeq, a predicted model, not a curated record
AAAAUUAAUCAUAGUCCUAACAAUCAAUGCUACAACAUCAGGUGAAGAACCAUGGGAUUCCAGAAAUGAAGAUCAACAACAUGCUGGACACGGCAAGAGAGUUCUUCCACUUGCCGGAUGAAGAAAGGUUGAAAUUUCGCUCUACUGACCCGAACAGUGUCAUCAGGCUGGUCACAGGCUUUGAAGAUAGGACCCGGAACAUCUUUGUCUCGAGGCAAUCCUUGAAAUUCCACUCGCAUCCCGUUGAAGAAUACAAGAGCCAAUGGCCUUCAAAUCCUCCUCCUUUCAGGGAAAAUGUUGGAGAAUAUUGCGCAAGUGUGAGAGAGGUGGAGGUAGCAAUACUCGAGGCCAUAUCAGAGAGCUUGGGCCUGGAAAGGGAUUACAUAGACAAGAUAUUAAAAGGACAUUAUGUGUCCAUUAAUUACUAUCCAGCUUGUCGGGAAUCAGAACUUGAUGUUACUUAUGGAGUUCGGACUCACACUGAUCCAACUAUAAUCACUAUUCUGAUGCAAGAUGAUGUGCCUGGACUUCAGGUUAUUAACGAUGACAAGUGGAUAAAUGUUAAUCCUCUUCCAAACGCCGUUGUUGUUCAUGUUGGAGAUAUCCUGCAGGCACUUAGUAACUACAGAUACAAGAGUUUGCUUCAUCAAGCUAUUGUGAACUGUGAGAAAGAGCGUGUAUCCAUUGCCAGUUAUUGCUAUCCAUCGGAUGAUGCUAUGAUAGGACCGGCUAAGAAGUUGGUAGACAGGGAUCAUCCAGCAAUCUAUAAAGAUUUCACUUACAGAGAAUUCCACGAAUCCAUGUGGCGAGUAAAGUGUUCAACAGCUAAGCGAUUAGACUUGUUCAAGGCUCGUGCUGAUUAACUCCAUUUUCUGCACCGCUCCUGCUGUUGGGAUGCUCGAGACAUAUAGUAGCUUUACUCAAUAAGAAUUUCCAGCAGUUUUGCUGAACUAUGACUUACAAUAAAUUUUAUAAAUGGCAGCUAAGAUCUUUCUUCUUG